Molecule: messenger RNA, 801 nt
Organism: Rattus rattus (black rat)
Lineage: Eukaryota; Metazoa; Chordata; Mammalia; Rodentia; Muridae
Gene: Sgcz
Product: sarcoglycan zeta
Exons: 5
Coding region: 1-597 (198 amino acids)
Biological process (GO): cardiac muscle tissue development; heart contraction
Cellular component (GO): sarcoglycan complex; sarcolemma
Source: RefSeq, a predicted model, not a curated record
AUGGGAAAAGAACAAAGUGGCCUUCUCCCCCUGAAAAUUAUCCUCCAGCUAACAUUACAAGGAAGAUAUUAUGAACACAUUUCAGGAGCCGAGGCUGUUGAGGCCCAGUGUAAAAGAUUUGAAGUGAGAGCAAGUGAAGACGGCAGGGUGCUGUUUUCUGCAGAUGAAGAUGAGAUCACUAUCGGGGCUGAGAAGCUAAAGGUUACAGGGACUGAAGGAGCAGUAUUUGGGCACUCUGUGGAAACACCUCACGUCAGAGCAGAGCCAUCCCAAGACCUCAGGCUUGAAUCACCUACCAGAUCCUUGAUAAUGGAGGCUCCACGUGGGGUCCAGGUGAGCGCUGCUGCAGGGGACUUCAAGGCUACCUGCAGGAAGGAGCUGCAUUUACAGUCCACAGAAGGGGAGAUUUUUCUAAAUGCAGAUUCAAUCCGGCUGGGAAAUCUACCAAUCGGUUCCUUCUCUUCUUCACCCAGCUCCUCAAAUUCUCGACAGACAGUGUAUGAACUGUGCGUCUGCCCCAAUGGCAAACUCUACCUUUCUCCCGCUGGGGUAGGCUCCACCUGUCAGUCCAGUAGUAGCAUUUGCUUGUGGAGCUGAAGCGACUGAUUUCUCCUCACACCAGAAUAGCCUUUUGUUCCCGUCCGUCUGCUUCACGGUUUUGCUCGGUUUCCCUUGUGAUCAGUCCAGAGCGUCUUCAGAUGGACCACAGAGCAAACUGUUCCAGGGCCCGCCGGGAUUGGCCUUUACCUUUCCUGAUUCACCAUACUCAACGCAGAGUGUGACUGGCUCGGCCAUGGGAAA